This is a messenger RNA of Myxozyma melibiosi, 1086 nucleotides long. RefSeq lists its product as uncharacterized. Bases 462 to 1043 code for a protein of 193 amino acids. The transcript has a single exon. The record is from RefSeq and is a predicted model, not a curated record. Lineage: Eukaryota; Fungi; Ascomycota; Lipomycetes; Lipomycetales; Lipomycetaceae.
GCGCUUCUGCGCUUCGUCUGAGCAAACUAAGCCUUUGGCCUGUCCUUUGUCUCCGCGCACAGCAACCGGCUCCUGCGACCCCUGGGCUUUGUUGCGGAGGCCAGGGGCCUGUUCAGAGGCCAGGGCGGGGGCAGUGCUGCCGUGUUUUCGGACCGCGAGGGGGAUGCCGCGCGGGCUAGGCGAUCUCCAAGGCUUGAGCUGAUGAUCCUCCUGUUUGAAAGUAGAAAGUAUAUGGAUCAUAUUCUCCAACUAUGACGUGCAUCUCGCGGAGAUAGUGUACACUUAUAAUUCUUCUCAGCUCUUAGUCUUGGUAAUCUACGAAGGUAUUUAUUACAAAAGAUCACAUAUAGACCAGCAAGUAACCAUUCAGCAAACAGUCUACAAUCAAGAAUACAUGUAGAAUACACAUCAAUUUUCACAUAUCACACUGAGACUGUCAUUAAAUACGCUAAUUUGCUGAGAUGAAGGCAGCGUACCUGACCUGCUCACUGAUCUGUCCUCGAGCCUGCCCUACUCCGCGCCUGAACCACUGCAUCUACCCAACACCAGCCUCUACUCUUUUCCUCCAGCUGCCGCAAUAUCCUCUUCUCAUCUACAUCAUCCACUGCCCGCCUCUGUCUCUUGUAACGAGUACAUCCCUCAUCUUUGGUCGUUGCGAGCAGCCAAGAGCUCAGACGACUACCAAAUCCAAUAAAAUCGCGCCUGGUACGCGCGGCCAUCGCAGUUACGUAAAUCAGACGACGUCAUCAUCCUCAUAUCCUCAUCUCCUUAACAAACGAGUGCGUCACUUCCAACGCGUAAUUUUACAUACUUCUGAUAGCUAUGCAAACAGGUAUGAUGUUUUUGUUUAUGUCUUUGCUUCUCGGAAAGAUAAAUCAAAGAUUAGCCGUGUGUUUCGUAUCGAGUUCCAGACUCCGACUGUCGUCAUCUGGCAUCCAUCUGCAAUCUGUGGGGAAGGAGCUCAUCUCCAGUGGUCACGACCCAGUUUUACGACUCGUAUAGCAAAUCAUACAAGUUCCUCGCGAGUAAACAUAUGCCUGUAAUGUAGAAGCACUCGAAAAUUGAUAACCCAGACGCAUAAACAUG